This is a messenger RNA of Arabidopsis lyrata subsp. lyrata, 1773 nucleotides long. RefSeq names its product protection of telomeres protein 1b. NCBI's taxonomy places the organism in Eukaryota, Viridiplantae, Streptophyta, Magnoliopsida, Brassicales, Brassicaceae. Gene Ontology annotation, molecular function: telomerase inhibitor activity; G-rich strand telomeric DNA binding. The transcript has 10 exons. Gene Ontology annotation, biological process: regulation of telomere maintenance via telomerase; telomere capping. Gene Ontology annotation, cellular component: nuclear telomere cap complex; chromosome, telomeric region. The record is from RefSeq and is a predicted model, not a curated record. Bases 169 to 1533 code for a protein of 454 amino acids.
UUUAAGACCCAUUUAAGUUGCUUUCCAUAGCCAGAGUUGACGGCCCAUUAAUCACUCAUUGGGCCUUGAAGACCCAUUUAACUUACGCAAACGAACGACUCAGGGAGUUCACUGGAGUGGCGCCGACCGAGUCAUCGCCGUUGCCAAAACCCCAACGAUCAGAGAGACAUGGAGGAGACAAAAGAUGAUUACAAAUUCCUGAGAAUUCAAGACGCUUUCAAGGCAUUGCAUCUUCAUGUUAACCUCAUUGGAGUCAUCGUCGAGCUAGGAUUCUCCAAUGGCUCUGAUUGUUCCCGUACGCUUAAAAUCGUUGAUCCAUGGCAUUCGGGAUCUGGCCUUCCCGUUAAGUUCGUCGCUCGUACCAUUGGAGCGCUUCCUCGUGUUGAAUCGGUCGGAGAUAUCAUCUUUCUUUCACGUGUAAAGAUUGUGCUGAUUAAUCGGAAAAUCACAGCUCUUUGCAAUGAAACAUCUUCUUCGUCUUUUGCUCUGUUCAAUGGGAAACAUGGCGUGGAUUUUAUACCUUACCAAGCAUCACCUAAAUUUCUGAUGAGAGAACAUGAUAAGAACUUCUUAUCAAAUCUGAGAGAGUGGAUGAUAACUUACAAGUUUGAAGAUGGGUCAUGCUGUUUCACAUCCCUGAAAGAUAUCAAAGAAGGGGAAUGUUCAAACCUAUCUUGCCUGAUUGUUCACAUUUCCAAGGUCUAUAAAGAUAGGUGGUACAUCUUUGUUUGGGAUGGAACUGAGAUGCCACCAUGCAACAUCUUGGUAAAGUCAGAAAGGCUUCCUUUAUGUGUCGAACCUGAGAUGUUGCCUACAUACAUGUUACGUAAGUUUCCUACUUUUGGUUCCGUCUUGAGGAUCCUAGUAGAUAGAGUUAGUGAGAAGCAGGCCAUUCACUGUCUUCAACCUGGUCAACACGUGAAGCUUCUGAACCUUUUCUUUCAAGUAAACAUGGGAUUAUGGAACGCCACUUUUACUCCCUCUACAAAGAUGCAGUACACAAUGAGCAGAGAGUUGCAAGCUUUUAGUCCUCAAAGAAUGUAUGGGGAGAAGUUGUCAUCGAGAUGGAACCCCAUUGCACGUUGCAUUAGUCCUUCACAUUCAGGAAUCACAGGGGUUGCCCAUGAGGACGCUCCGUUUGUUUCUCUGAUGGACAUUCUGACCUAUCACAAUGUGACUGCUAAAUUCAGGUGUGUUGUUCGGUUCAUACAAGUGUAUCCCCCAGAUGUCAGAAAACUCCGCGAUUCCCACGGAAAUAUCAAACUGCUAGCUAUACUAGAAGAUGCAACCGCCAGAAUCCACGCUUCUCUAUAUGCUGCUGAAGGGGAAAAGUUUUUCGGGUGUGAAGACGAAUCUGAUGAAGAGUCCCUGGUCAAGAAGCUGAAUAGAUUGUUGGGAGGUGAGGAGAUGGAGCAAGUGCCAAGAAAUCCUCCAUGGGUACAAUGUUGCCUGUUCUCAUUCUACAAACACAAAAUGGAUCAAUGGGGAAGCAGAAGAUUCCGGAUUUUUGAUACAUGGAUCAAUGCUUCAUGAGACAAAAAAAAUAAUGCUAAUUGAAGUGAGAGAUUAGGAAAGUAUCUAAAGUAAUGAGUUACUAUUUCAAGUUUUGAUCUUAGGUAUAUGUAAUGAUUUAGCCAGUUUUAGUAGUAGAAAAUCUGUAUUUUCUGCAAUGUGCUGUUCAAAAUUGAUUUUUUGUGUACACUUUCGAGAUCGUAUUUGGGAAUGUAUUUGGUUUUAAUAAAUUAAAAUCAGAGGAAAAAAAUAUAUUUUCAA